AUGUCCAGCUCCGCCUCCGCACCUCUCCGUUGCAGGACCAUCAACGACGUCAACCUCCCCGCGCCCGCGACAAAGCUCAUCAUCACCCAGCACCUCCAAGCUUCCCGGGACUCUCCAUACUGGGCCUGGAUCAUCGUGGGCGCCUUUUACGACAGUGAAAACAACAUCGUUUGGAGCACCGAGAUCUUUGCGGGUCACCUGGACGUCGAGGUCGACUCUGACGAGGAGAGCGGCGACGGUGAGAGCGUGAGUACUUCGUCUGAGGUUGGGCUGAGUGACUCUGAGGAUACGGAUUCAGCAUCAGACAUCUACUCCUCCGGCUCAGAAGACGAUCUCAACAUUGGCCUCCCUCAUCGAUACCGAGACGAAGCUCCUCCUGCCCCCGAAGUUCGCCAAGUCUACCCUUACUGGUACGAGAGUACGCCGUACGUCGAGCCCUCUGUCGAUUCCUACGCCGCGACCUACGCUCCCCUCCCCGAGACCUACGCUGCUCCCCCCGAGACCUGGGACCCGACGCGUCAAGGGCCAGUACCUGGAUACUGGCAAGCCUCGUUCGAUCCAGAGAUUCGCCGUUGGGUUCAUACCUGGCAGCCCUUGUGUUGA
Molecule: messenger RNA, 603 nt
Organism: Fusarium keratoplasticum
Lineage: Eukaryota; Fungi; Ascomycota; Sordariomycetes; Hypocreales; Nectriaceae
Exons: 2
Coding region: 1-603 (200 amino acids)
Source: RefSeq, a predicted model, not a curated record